GAUCUUCAUAUUCAAGAUAUUAUUGGCACAUUGAUAACAGGAGCUUCAUUAGUAAUGCCACAUCUUGGAGGAACCAUCAACUUUGACUAUCUAAUUGACGUUGUCAAGUCGAAGAAUGUUACAUACUUCACAACUGUGCCAACUAUUCUUCAACAUUUGUUUAGUUUUUUGCAAAAAUCUAAUCAGCUUACAGCUGUCAAAAGUCUACGAUCCCUUUGCAGCGGUGGUGAAAUAUGUUCUGUCAAUCUCGUACACUUAAUUGUAAGUUCAGUCUCGCAUUCCUGUAGAGUAUGGAACUUAUAUGGUCCAGCAGAAGCCACUGUAGUUUCUACCUUUCAUAGAAUACAUGUUACAACUGAUGUACGUAACGUCUCCAUCGGUAGACCGCUUUCUAAUUAUCGAUGCAUUAUUAUAAAUCAAUACUUACAAUCAUCUACCACAGCUCAAGAAGGAGAAUUGUUUAUAGGAGGAGUCGGUGUCUUUGCUGGUUAUCUUAGACGUGAUGAUUUAACUGCAAAAGCCCUUGUUGAAAUAGAUGGUCAACUAUUUUAUCGAACAGGUGAUCAUGUUACAAUGGAUAACCAUGGUCUUCUUUAUUAUCAAGGAAGAAAAGAUCAUCAAAUCAAACUUCAUGGACAAAGAAUUGAACUUGGGGAAAUUGAACGAUGUUUACUUAGCAUUACAUCUAUUUCUGCCUGUGUUGUUGUGAAAUGGAAUAAUGAUUAUUUAGUUGCUUAUGUUCAAUCUUCUUCUCAUAUGAAUGAAGAACAACUACGUCAACACUGUCAAUCUCAUCUUCCACCACAUAUGAUACCAUCUUUCUUUAUUAUACUUGAUAAACUACCUUUGAAUCAAAAUGGAAAAGUAGACAGAAAACAACUUCCUUCACCCGACUUUUCUACAUCAACUUUGUUAUCGUCCAAUAAAUCUAAUACUCCUCUUAAUCAGUUCGAAGAACGUAUACAUACUAUUUGGUGUCAAGUUCUUCAUUCUAAUCAAAAUCAAAUUUCUACAACUACCAGUUUUUUUAGUGCUGGUGGUCAUUCACUUCGCUUUAUCGAACUCUAUUAUCGUUAUCAGUCAUUAUUCAGUUUCGAUGCUCAUUCACUCUCGAUUGGUCUCUUUCUUCAGCAACCAACUAUUCGACAACAUGCACAACUACUUCAAACACUUCCAUCUAAUGAUACGCAGGCAACACGAUGUCAGAUACUACAUAUCAAUCAAGGUAAAACAUCUUUAAAUUAA
Adineta steineri is the source of this 1245-nucleotide messenger RNA. NCBI's taxonomy places the organism in Eukaryota, Metazoa, Rotifera, Eurotatoria, Adinetida, Adinetidae. The record is from the annotation of a GenBank genome assembly.